AUGUCUCCCCACAACAGCUCCUCAACUACAUCCUCCAACGAUGGUGCCGCCUUUCCUUGGAUACUUGAACAUCUCCUCGCAUACCCGGGCACGUACGAGAUCCCCUUACGAACAAUGUAUACACUCAAUUCGACACCGCAAGCCCAGCAACACCGACGUCAAUCGCUUCAGCCCGGCACUCCCUCCUUAUCGUCAAGUGCAUCAAGCCCAGACAGCUCUCCAGCAUCUCCAAGCUUCCCACCAGAGCACCAGCAAAACCAAUUCGCCGCCCAAAGCGCUACAGACCACUUCAAAAGCUGCCUGAUGACACACAUCAGUAAUCUGCCUUCCCAGCCCUUCUCGCUGCCCCCAUCAUUCAUCACGUCUUUCGUCCGACGUUGCUUCCCAGCCGAACUGUGCAAAGUUGAUUUCACGCAAGCUUUGACAGCAUUGGACUAUUUGAAAGAUCUAGAGAAUCGAAGGAAGCGAGAGCUGACUGUGGCCUUAAAAAGACUGGGUUUGGACACUGCAAUAGUAGAGCAAGCUGGAGGGGAAAUAAGUAAGAACGCAAAGAUAUCAGACUGGGUACUCAGCAUGCAGGGCAAGGAGAAGAAAGUCGAGGCACUGUAUUCACAAGUGUACAUUGGCCUCCGUCGCUGGACCUUGAUCAACGAAAUGCGCCUUGAGCCCUUCAGUAAAGCCAACAGCAUCGCCAUGCUCAACACCCUCUAUCCACCUUCAACGAAUACUGCUCCGACUCGUCAAAUAACAAUCCACAUCCUCGACUCUCAACGCAGCGCCUUCUUCCGCUACAUCCAAGCCGUUGAGAAGAAUGGCAAAGGGAUCCUUAAGAACCUCGAACAUCAAGGUCAACGCCCUGAAGACGCCAAUGGCUGGAUAGUUGUCAGGGACGUCGUAGACAAGUACCUACGUGCGGCCAACGGAGUGAUCGAAGAAUGCCUUGAGGUUUCAGGACCAGAGUACUUCGACCCAGAAAUCGAGGCACACCGCCGAAGUGAUCGAAGGGCGGACUCUGGAGUGAGCUUUGCUACUGGCGAUCGACCUUCCACCAGCAGCAGCACAGGCAGCAAAAGCAAUGCUUUGACCAAAGACAAGCCCCUUCCAGCCUCUCCAGCACAUUCAGGACCAUCGGUGCCACCAACGCCCAAGAAGCGGGGAACCACACUAGAAAAGAUUGCCAGAGAGAUUCGAAACCUCCGUUCACGCAAUGAUGUUAAAGAGAUACCUAGCAACUACAGCAGCGAUGUGAAAGAUCCAAAGGCUCGCUCACUGAAGAAGAUGAAAUCCACAAGCUCAAUUGGCGGAGCAAAAGCCAAGCAUGCUCGAUUGGGUAACGACGAGGCGAUGACGGACUUCAAUAUCGACGAUGUGAGGCGGCAGCGUAUGAUAUGGGAGGCGCAGCGAGAGAAAGAAAAUCGAACUCCGGUCCCAGCCAAAUUGGGAGCAAAGGCGCAGGGGAGGAGCAUUGAUCUGGAGGCUUGA
This is a messenger RNA of Letharia columbiana, 1482 nucleotides long. RefSeq lists its product as uncharacterized. The transcript has 2 exons. Bases 1 to 1482 code for a protein of 493 amino acids. The record is from RefSeq and is a predicted model, not a curated record. NCBI's taxonomy places the organism in Eukaryota, Fungi, Ascomycota, Lecanoromycetes, Lecanorales, Parmeliaceae.